Messenger RNA from Eucalyptus grandis, 2114 nucleotides. RefSeq names its product lipase-like PAD4. Bases 42 to 1889 code for a protein of 615 amino acids. The transcript has 4 exons. The record is from RefSeq and is a predicted model, not a curated record. Gene Ontology annotation, biological process: lipid metabolic process. NCBI's taxonomy places the organism in Eukaryota, Viridiplantae, Streptophyta, Magnoliopsida, Myrtales, Myrtaceae.
ACUCCAUUUCGGUGCCCAUUCGACGAGCAAAAGAGGAAACCAUGGACGCCGAAGCUUCACCGUUUGAGACGAGCGAGAUGUUGGGGACUUUCCUGGCGUCGACGCCGCUGCCGAAGGAGGCGUGGAGGGUGUGCAGCACUGCGAACGCGAUGGGGUGUGGUGCGUUCGUGGUGGAGCAAGUCGGGGGCGUGGGCUACGUGGCAUUCUCUGGCAUCCAACAGCUGCCAGUGCCCGAUUGGGAUCCGAACCGCAGCAUGCUGGUGCCACUGGAUGCAGCGAGCCACGGGCCGUUUGCGCUGCUGAAAUGCCACUACGACGGCGAGGAGCCGGUCAUGGUCCACGCCGGACUGCUUCACCUCUUCCUUCAUUAUCAUCCGCGCCCUGAUCUUCAGAGCCAGAUUCAUAGUCUGCUGGCUGAAACCAAGUUAAUAGUGAUCACGGGCCAUUCCAUAGGAGGAUCAAUCGCCUUCCUCGCUGCUCUUUGGCUCCUCUCCUACCUCAAAUCCAUCUUCCCACCCAUCUCAGUCCUAUGCAUCGGUUUCGGCUCUCCUUUCCUCGGUAACAAGUCACUUUCCCGAGCCAUCCUUCGUGAAAGUUGGAGUGGCAGCUUCUGCAAUGUCAUGUCAACGCACGAUAUAAUGCCAAGGUUAUCUCUGGACCACUCACUUGUUCCGACUCCCCAGUGGCAAGCCCUCAUAAGAUUUUGGUACACGUAUAUGAUGUCACCGAACUCUAUAAAUUUCGCUAACCUCCAAUUAACUGAAGAAGACAAAGCCUGGUUAUUUUACUUGGCUGUGGCCAACAUGGAGCGCCUGGUGCAUGCUGAGGAAGGCUCGGGAGGGAGGUCAUUUUGGCCAUUUGGGAAUUACUUGUUUUGUUCAGAGGAGGGUGCCAUUUGUUUGGACAACGCUGUAUCGGUCAACAAGAUGAUGCAUUUGAUGCUAAGGAUAGGCUCUCCAAAUUGUAUCACUGAAGAGCAUCUUAAGUAUGGGCGAUAUGUUGAAAGACUACCUCAUCAGUCUUUGAAAAGAAGCUUUAUGGAAGGAGAUCUCUCUGAAUCAAGCUAUGAAGCAAGUCUUUCGAUGGCUUUGAACUCUAUGGGGGCAUCUCGACAGUUAUCAAUUGCGCCGAUUGCAAAAGAUUGCUUGAAGAUGACGAGGCGAAUGGGGCGCUCACCAAACCUAAAAGCUGCCAAUUUAAGCAUUAAGCUAUCCAAAAUUGCUCCUUACAACUUGGAGAUACAGUGGUAUAAAGCUUGUUGCGAUGAUUCCAAUGAGCAAAGAGGAUAUUAUGAUUCUUUCAAGCAUAGGGGGGCCUCAAAGAGAGAGUUCAAGAUAAACAUGAACAGGAUCAUGCUUGAGGCCUUUUGGGAUGGUGUCGUACGCAUGAUGGACAGGAAUGAGCUCCCACACGAUUUGCACAAAAGUUCAAAAUGGGUAACCGCAUCACAAGUCUACAUGCUUCUUGUGGAGCCAUUGGACAUCGCAGAGUAUUAUCGGUCGGGGAUGCACCACAAGAAAGGCCACUACAUAAGCAAUGGAAGAGCAAGGAGGUACGAAAUUUUCGAUCAGUUGUGGAUAGAGAGAGUUUGUAGAAAGAAACUGGGCAAUAGGAGGACUAGGUAUGCAGGCUCGACACAAGACUCUUGCUUCUGGGCAAGGGUGGAGGAAGCAAAGGAGUGGCUGGAUAAAAUCAAGAGGGACAGCAAACCAGCAAACCGGGCUCCUCUUUGGGAUAGACUCAUUGAGUUCGAAACUUAUGCAAUGAAGAAGGUUGAAGGAUUAGAGGUGUCUACUGAUGUUGUGGCUAAGAAUUCAAGCUUUAGUCUGUGGUUAGAAGGCUGGAGAGCAUCGAAAUCACAGAUUUAUCCCCUUAAGGACAUCAAUUGACGAGGCAUCGAGCUCCUGCCCUGGCCGAGAAGUGGCCAUCCCUUUCUAAUCCAAAAGCUCGGCUUCCAUAGCCAUGGAGGAGCCAUUGCCUCGAGAUCUAAAGGAUUGACACCUCCAUGGACACAAGACUUACUUCCUGUAUAUGCUUCUUUGACCUUGUACACCACUCAACCGGGGAUUAAUUUAUCGUUAUAGUGUACUAUUACAAUAGAGCAAGAUUUCCUA